ACUGUUGCCCAGUAACAUAUUCUUUCCUCAACCUGCUAACACGUUAGGCAUUUGAAAUUUCAAAAUUGACAAGUGAAAACAUCUUAAUCUCAUAUUCCAGAAAUAAAAUCAAGAUGCUUUGCUAAGCGAAAUGAACGCUCGCAAGCUGGAAACACAUUUAUUCAAGUGGCAAAAUGAAUGGAAGUUUUAAAAUCAACUGCAUCAUGGAAACAAACAUCACAGACAUUGUUCUGUUUGUUUAAAUAACCCCGUCUCCUUGAAUAAUGUGCUCUAUUAAGCAUUACAAAUCAACUUUAAUUAACGCGGUUGUAUCCCUAAUUUGCAACUAAAUCACACAAGUACCAGCAACCAGGAAACAUGACUUCAAGCCGGCAGAUCGUGUCCCUCCACGUGGGGCAGGCCGGUGUGCAGCUGGCCAACGCCUGCUGGGAGCUGUACUGCCUGGAGCACGCCAUCCAGCCGGACGGCUUCCUGCACCCGCAGUACGCCAGCGCCAACGACUUCAACGCCAUCUUCAGCGUGACGGCGGCCGGCAAGUGCUCGCCGCGCGUGCUCAUGGUCGACCUGGAGCCCACCGUCGUCGACGAGGUGCGCACGGGUGCCUACCGCCAGCUGUUCCACCCGGAGACACUGAUCUCGGGCAAGGAGGACGCGGCAGACAACUUCGCGCGCGGCCACUACUCGCUGGGCAGCGAGAUGAUCGAGCUGGUGCUGGACCGAGUGCGGCGCGUGGCCGAGGACUGUUCCAGCCUGGCCGGCUUCCUGCUGUUCCGCUCGCUGGGCGGCGGCACAGGCUCGGGCUUCGCCAGCCUCUUGCUGGAGCGCAUGCAUGGCGACUACCCGCGCGUCUCCAAGCUGGAGUUCGACGUGUACCCGGCCCCCAGGGUGUCCCCGGUGAUCGUGGAGCCGUACAACGCCGUGCUGGCGACGCACAGCAGCAUCGAGCACCAGGACUGCGUGUUCCUCUUCGACAACGAGGCCAUAUACGAUAUCUGCUCACGUAACCUGGGCGUCGAGCGGCCCACCUACACCAACCUCAACCGCCUCAUAGGCCAGGUGGUGUCCUCUGUGACGGCGUCGAUGCGGUUCGAGGGCGCCGUGAGCGUGGACUUCAUCGAGUUCCAGACGAACCUGGUGCCGUACCCGCGCAUCCACUUCCCUCUCGUGUCGUACGCGCCCAUGGUGUCUCCGGAGCGCGCGAUGCACGAGCCGCUCGGCGUGUCGCAGCUGGUGUCGGAGCUGUUCGCACCCGCCAACCAGAUGGUGAAGGUCGACCCGCGCCAGGGCAAGUACAUGGCCUGCACACUGCUCUUCCGCGGCGACGUCGCGCCCACCGACGUCAACCAGUCCAUCUCCAGCAUGCGGCGCAUGCGCGGCAUCAGCUUCGUCGACUGGAGCCCCACCGGCUUCAAGGUGGGGAUCAACUAUAUGCCACCGACAGUGGUACCCGGCGGUGACCUAGCGAAGGUGCAGCGCGCCGCCUGCAUGAUGGCCAACACGACCGCCGUCCGGCACGCUUGGGAACGGCUGCGGCACCGCUUCGACCUCAUGCUGUCGCGGCGCGCCUUUGUGCAUCACUACGUGGGCGAGGGCAUGCUGGAGAGCGAGUUCCACGAAGCGCGCGACGACUUGGCGGCGCUGGAGACCGACUACCUGGAGGUGGAGACCGACCGCUGAGCUAGCAAACUGGUCGCGGUGACCAAUAUCUACCGCAUGCUGUCGCGGCGCACCUUUGUGCAUCACUACAUGGGCGAGGGCAUGCUGGAGAGCGUGUUCCACGAAGCGCGCGACGACUUGGCGGCGCUGGAGACCGACUACCUGGAGGUGGAGACCGACCGCUGAGCUAGCAAACUGGUCACAGUGACCAAUAUCUACCUCAUGCUGUCGCGGCGCGCCUUUGUGCAUCACUACGUGGGCGAGGGCAUGCUGGAGAGCGUGUUCCACGAAGCGCGCGACGACUUGGCGGCACUGGAGACCGACCACUGAGCUGGAAAACCUGUCGUGGCUACCGUUAUCUACCUUAUGCUCUCUCGAUAUUCUAAUGAAGCCAACUGAACGAGCUUCUUAUUUAGUCAGUUUUUCUGGAAGUAAACAACUUACACUGACAGUACUUUACCUAGAUAUCACCAUACAUCUAUACAUCCAAAACAGCUGGUAGCGUUCAAGUACUCAGCGUUUUUAGCACACCCAAUUUAAUGACUAGAAGAAACUUUUCGGCACCUCAUUCCUCUCGUCAAUCUAAAUUAAAUUGCAACCUUUUUAAAUGACCAUAUUACUGUCGCAUUAAAAGUGAACAUGUUUUUAAACCACUUUUUUUUACUAAAUGAACAGACUUUUAGCAAUUUUAGCUACACUACAUGCUGUGGACACAAACUAAAGAACUUGAAAAUCAGCAUGACCUUGCAUUUAAACUAUCUAUUUCUCUAUAAUACGUGCUCUUUUUACACAAUCCCUUUCCUCAGAGAACGAAAACAAAAUUGUGUUCACACGUGUCUACUCGGGCCUCUGUUCUCUUGAAUCCACAUCACAGAUAGAAUAUGACAAUGAAUGGCACAUAUCGGCAGCGAACGAUUAAUAGAAGUUUCACAAUGGCUUAAUUCGGUUAAGUAACUUACUUACUAUUCUAAAGAAUGGACAAACUAAUAAUUUUGUGCAAUAAACAACGUUGAUUUAAGUUUAAAUUUAGCUUCAUAUUAAUCAGUGAGAGUGUACAGAUAUUAACAUUUUUGGCUCAAAAUUGCUUUGCCAAUUGCAUUUUGAAAAAAAAAAGUAGAAAAUUGAAUUAUCCUCCAUCUAUGUACAUGCCAGGUAUCAAACUGAAUUAAAUAUGCCAUCUUUUAA
Bacillus rossius redtenbacheri is the source of this 2841-nucleotide messenger RNA. RefSeq names its product tubulin alpha-3 chain-like. Gene Ontology annotation, cellular component: microtubule; cytoplasm. The record is from RefSeq and is a predicted model, not a curated record. The transcript has 8 exons. Gene Ontology annotation, molecular function: structural constituent of cytoskeleton; GTP binding. Bases 358 to 1677 code for a protein of 439 amino acids. NCBI's taxonomy places the organism in Eukaryota, Metazoa, Arthropoda, Insecta, Phasmatodea, Bacillidae. Gene Ontology annotation, biological process: mitotic cell cycle; microtubule cytoskeleton organization.